AAUAAUUCAAUUGAUCAGAUCUAUUCCUACCAAGGACAAUUGUUUACUACUAACCUAGUUACUUUAUUGUUUAUACUCUACCCAUUAUCAAUCAUCAAUAACAGGAGGAAGAUGACAUUGUUUCCCACGGUCUGGAAUCUGGAACAACCUGUUCUCCUGUCCAUUCUCCUGCGCAUGCGCCAAGAGAGCACCAGAUGGCCCAAUCAGCUAUUUUACCCCCACACGCCAAAAAAUCUGAGAGUGAUUUCUAGAAGAUGGCGACCGCUCUGGUGGUGUCAACCUCAGUCCCUACUAAUCCUGAAAAGGAAAAAUGUGUAACAACCAUUCCAAAGGUGUUGAGUCCUGAAUCCUAUAUCAAGCAUCCAUUACAAAACAAGUGGGCUCUUUGGUUUUUCAAGAAUGACAAAAGCAAAACAUGGCGAGCCAACCUGCGUCUCAUCUCAAAAUUCGACACUGUGGAAGACUUCUGGGCAUUAUACAACCACAUUCAGCUAUCAAGUAAUUUGAUGUCCGGCUGUGACUACUCGCUGUUUAAGGAUGGGAUUGAGCCCAUGUGGGAGGAUGCACGGAAUCGACGAGGUGGCCGCUGGCUGAUAACUCUGUCCAAGCAGCAGCGUAGAGCAGACCUGGAUCGGUUCUGGUUGGAGACGCUUUUGUGUCUUGUGGGCGAAGCUUUUGGUGACUACAGUGAUGACGUGUGCGGAGCCGUGAUCAACGUGCGAGCCAAAGGAGAUAAAAUAGCAAUAUGGACCACGGACUACGAAAACAAAGAUGCCAUCACACAAAUAGGGCGUGUGUACAAAGACAGAUUAGGCGUCCCACCAAAAGUGAUCAUCGGAUACCAGUCACAUGCAGACACGGCCACAAAGAGCGGCUCCACAACCAAGAACAAGUUUGUUGCCUGAACACCGGAAUCACCCACCAUGCCUUUUUCUGUUCUGUAAUGUUUCCAUGAAUGUAACUGACAUGUUUACCCACUAACAAACAUUUGAAGAAGAGAUAAAGCUGUUUCCUUUCUGUUUGUUUCUAUUUGUUGCCUCUUCACCAAAGCUUUUGUUUACAGUGAGAGGAUGUGCAGCUGAAAUGUAGCACUGUUGUCUGAACUUUAUUUUGUGUGUUGGUGGGCUGAAGAUGAGCAAAAGAUGUUUUGAUGCCCAUAUCUCAGUUUCAAAUGGCAGCUGCAUAUUGUUGGAGAAUUUGUUGUUCUUUAUCCUUCACUUAAGUGUUUGUCAGUUAUUUUCUUAAAGUACUUAAAGUAAAACAUUUUCGACUUGGGUAUCAGCUGUAGCUCUUUGUUAGUCCUGUAAUGUGACACAGUCAGUUUACAAUAUAAAUGUGUUGAUUUAUUGCACUUUUAGUUGCACAUUGGAGUUUUUAACCAUACAUUGCAACUCAACGCACAUCUUCUGAACAUGAACAGCACUAACAGGUGGAUUAAAAAACUUGAAUUCAG
Messenger RNA from Epinephelus moara (kelp grouper), 1453 nucleotides. RefSeq names its product eukaryotic translation initiation factor 4E-1A-like. The transcript is spliced from 7 exons. Gene Ontology annotation, cellular component: cytoplasm; eukaryotic translation initiation factor 4F complex. Gene Ontology annotation, molecular function: RNA 7-methylguanosine cap binding; translation initiation factor activity. The record is from RefSeq and is a predicted model, not a curated record. NCBI's taxonomy places the organism in Eukaryota, Metazoa, Chordata, Actinopteri, Perciformes, Serranidae. Bases 255 to 905 code for a protein of 216 amino acids. Gene Ontology annotation, biological process: translational initiation.